GUAAAUCGUUCAAAAUAUCGCACGAUCUUACUUGCUGUUUGUAUUGGGCAGCGGACCUGUUUUCCUCGAAAGUCAGCUCCCUUCAAAGUCCCCCCCUUCGAUCCUUAAGCAUACCCCAUAUCGGACGGCGGCGGUGGCGGCCGACCAUGCUUUUACACCCAACCUCCUCCUCCUCCUCCUUCUACCUGUUUUCUUUCCCCUUUCUCUAUUUCAACAACACCCACUAGACCCUCUUCUUUCGAUUCCAUUCACAAUAUCACUCCCCCCCAAAUGGACCCUUCUCUUCUCGACGAUAUUAUCAAUCGUCUUCUCGAGGUCCGUGGCCGUGUCGGCAAGCAGGUUCAGUUGUCCGAGUCUGAGAUCCGACAACUCUGUCAAUUUUCUAGAGAGAUUUUCUUGCAGCAGCCUAAUUUGUUGGAGCUCGAAGCACCUAUCAAGAUUUGUGGUGAUAUACAUGGGCAAUAUUCUGAUCUAUUAAGGCUUUUCGAAUAUGGUGGGUUACCUCCUCAUGCUAACUAUUUAUUUUUGGGUGAUUACGUUGAUCGAGGCAAGCAAAGUCUAGAAACCAUAUGUCUUCUCCUGGCAUAUAAAAUAAAAUAUCCAGAGAAUUUUUUCAUAUUGAGAGGGAACCAUGAAUGUGCUUCUAUAAAUCGAAUAUAUGGCUUCUAUGACGAGUGUAAAAGAAGAUUUAAUGUUAGGUUAUGGAAGACGUUUACAGAAUGCUUUAACUGCCUGCCUGUGGCAGCUCUGGUUGAUGAAAAAAUUCUGUGCAUGCAUGGAGGUUUGUCUCCUGACCUGAAUAAUUUGGACCAAAUUAGAAAUAUGUCAAGACCAACAGAUGUACCAGACGCCGGCUUGCUCUGUGAUCUUUUGUGGUCUGAUCCCAGUAAAGAUGUUCAAGGUUGGGGAAUGAACGACAGGGGUGUUUCAUUUACUUUUGGUGCUGACAAGGUGACAGAGUUUCUUCAGAAACAUGAUUUGGAUCUCAUUUGUCGUGCACAUCAGGUUGUGGAGGAUGGAUAUGAGUUCUUCGCAAAUCGUCAACUUGUAACUAUUUUUUCAGCCCCUAAUUACUGUGGAGAGUUUGAUAAUGCUGGUGCCAUGAUGAGUGUGGACGAGACGCUUAUGUGUUCAUUUCAAAUACUAAAGCCUGCGGAUAAGAAGCCUAAGUUGAACUUUGGAAGCACUACCACCACAAAGCCUGGAAAUCCUCCAGCAGGGGUUAAGCAGUCCUUCCUUGGUACAAAAGCUUGACUUGGUGAGGCAAGGAGGUCUCUUGCGGCCAGUUGAGUCUACAAAACUUGGAAGUUUUAACUUUUGGAGGAAACUCUAGGAUCGAUCAUUUGAUUCUAAACUUGAAUGUUGAAAAUUGUAAAAAAACAAAAAGGAAAAAAAUUGUAAGGUGAACUUUAAAAUGAUUACAAAAUAUUGUUAUCCUCGAUACAAAUUCGAGUUAUUGAAGGUGGUAGGCUGCAAAUACUUGCCCAUCUUCCUUGUACACUAAUUGGCAGCGCCAUCAGUGCUAUUGGCGCUACGGGUUUACUGUAUGUGUUGGACAUUUAAUUGUGCGUUUUCUUUCUCUUUUCUGGUUCAUCAAGAUGUUCUUCAUUUUGCUCUUUUA
Molecule: messenger RNA, 1621 nt
Organism: Cucumis sativus (cucumber)
Lineage: Eukaryota; Viridiplantae; Streptophyta; Magnoliopsida; Cucurbitales; Cucurbitaceae
Product: serine/threonine-protein phosphatase PP1 isozyme 2
Exons: 4
Coding region: 271-1254 (327 amino acids)
Cellular component (GO): nucleus; cytoplasm
Molecular function (GO): protein serine/threonine phosphatase activity
Source: RefSeq, a predicted model, not a curated record